Messenger RNA from Coprinopsis cinerea okayama7#130, 1527 nucleotides. RefSeq lists its product as hypothetical. Lineage: Eukaryota; Fungi; Basidiomycota; Agaricomycetes; Agaricales; Psathyrellaceae. The transcript has 9 exons. The coding region runs from base 1 to 1527 and encodes 508 amino acids. The record is from RefSeq and is a predicted model, not a curated record. Gene Ontology annotation, biological process: maturation of SSU-rRNA from tricistronic rRNA transcript (SSU-rRNA, 5.8S rRNA, LSU-rRNA). Gene Ontology annotation, cellular component: nucleolus; nucleus.
AUGACCCGACUAUCACUUGCGCAACAGUUGGCCCAACUAGACGAUGCCGCUCCGGUAGACUACGAUCCGGAGGCGUUAGAGACAUAUGCAGAGGACGAUGGGGAUAAGGAAGGCGCACCAGUCGUAGCCAGGGAACACUAUGUGGACGUAGGUGAACUCCGGAAACUCCACGAUAGUCUUGCGGACCCAAAAUACGAAGGCGUCCGAACGUCUAGGAAGGCCCUACUCGAGGCAGAGGAAGCAGAAGCGUCCGAACCUUCAGACAGCGAGGCUGAACAAGAAUUUCACCCGAUGAACGACGAGGACGACUCUGAUAUUGUUGGGGAUGGACCUGACGACUCAGAAGGGGAAAGCAGCGAAGAAGAGGGAAGUGGAGCGGAGGACGAUGAUGAAGAGGAUGAGGGAAAAGACGAGGACGAGGAGAUGGACCAAGACGAGCCGCCAUCGAAAUCCAAACGACCUGCAGCGGACGAGGAACCUUCGGAGGACCUCACGUCCGCACUGAAGCAGGCGAGAGAGGCCGACAAAAAGAAGGGAAAGGCUGUUGCAAAGCAGAUCGCCCUUUGGGAUACACUCCUGGAUUCGAGAAUUCAGCUUCAAAAGGCUGUGGUAUCAGCCAACAAAUUACCUCUGCCCGACUCCAUAUCUUCGUACACUCAAGACCCCGAAUGCGCAGACGCCCUCCUUAAACUGUCAUUAGAGGCCUUGGCUUUAGCAGACGACCUCACGACCCUCCAAGAAAAACUCAUGACCACCAACGAAAACAUCAAGCCUCCGGCACGAAAACGACGUAAAUUGGACGACGAGUCCAAUCUCGCCAAUGCCUCUGCAGACCUCGUCGCUGCUUGCGAGUCGGCAGCUGCUUUGGAGCAAGUAUACCACCCUCAACUCGUCCAAACGCUCACCAAGUGGUCAGCCAAGAUCCAAGCCGUCGCACCCUCAGUCCUCCUCCCCUCCAAUCGCGGAGCAUUCUCCAAGGGAAAACAACAAUUGAAAUCAGCCGUUCAGCUCGUCGACGAUGCUUUACAAGACCACUCGGGACUCUUGGCUCGCACUCGACUGCGGAGGGCGCCUGGGACUCGUCUAAAGCCCGCUUCUGAAACGAAUGGGAAGGAGGGGGAAGGAGGAGCUCAAGAGCAGAACCAAGGCGGAGAAGGAGAAGAGGAUGUCGAGAUCUUCGAUGACACAGACUUUUACCAGAAGAUGCUUCGGGAUAUCAUCGACGCUCGUGGCGGAGGAGACAAGGACGCGGAUUGGUUAGCCAUCCAGAAACAAAAGAAGGCGAAGAAAGUGGUGGAUACCAAAGCUAGCAAGGGCCGUAAGAUUCGAUAUCACGUCCAUGAAAAAAUCCAAAACUUUAUGGUCCCCGUUCCAGUUGUGGGCGGGUGGCACGAGGAACAGAUUGACGAACUAUUUUCUUCACUGUUGGGCAAGGGUUUCGAAAACGCGGUACCAGAUCUCAGCGAGGAGAAGGAAGGGCAGGCGGAGCAGGUGGUGGUUCAGGACGGAUUCAGGGUGUUUGGAUAG